This is a messenger RNA of Colias croceus (clouded yellow), 1950 nucleotides long. RefSeq names its product triokinase/FMN cyclase-like. Gene Ontology annotation, cellular component: cytosol. Lineage: Eukaryota; Metazoa; Arthropoda; Insecta; Lepidoptera; Pieridae. The record is from RefSeq and is a predicted model, not a curated record. Bases 169 to 1920 code for a protein of 583 amino acids. Gene Ontology annotation, biological process: glycerol catabolic process. Gene Ontology annotation, molecular function: glycerone kinase activity. The transcript is spliced from 15 exons.
UGCGGAAAUGUUCUUCAUCCAGUGAAUAUAUUGAAUCGAUACAAUAAUGUGCAUAAAGUAGAUCAUUAAUUGUGGUAAAUUUCGUAUGUUUGUCUGUUUAAUUAGAUACAAUAUUAAGGAGUAGGUAUAGUCGUAAAAUUCUGAGAUUAAUGAAUGUAACUCUUUAAAAUGUCUAAACUAAUCACGAAGAAAGUGAUAAACUCGCCGGAGACCUGCGUGGAUGACAACCUGCGAGGGGUGGUAGCAUUGUACCCGAAUUUGAAGCUUCAUCCUAAGCACAGAGUUGUUACUUUACGUCAAAACCGCGACUCUAAAAGAGUGGCCGUUCUUGGCGGAGGCGGUUCGGGCCAUGAACCGUUUGCAGCAGGUCUCAUCGGUGCCGGCAUGUUGGAUGGCGCGGUGGCGGGCGGAGUGUUCGCCUCUCCCCCCACUGGGAACGUGCUGUAUGCUAUAACGCAGUUAUAUAAAUAUAAUUCAGGUGGUGUAUUAGUUCUUCUUGGAAAUUAUACUGGCGAUCGAUUGAACUUCGGAAAAGCCUUUGAGAAGGCUAAGGUAGCUGGUAUAAAGGUGGAAGGCUUUAUCGUGGGCGAGGACGUCGCAUCGAGCCACAACAAAACCGGCGGACGGAGCAUGUGCGGAGAAGUGUUUUUAUACAAACUAUGUGGCAGCAUGUCCCAAAAGGGGUACGAUCUCCAGACAAUUCACAAAAUGGCAGGAGAAGUGAACAAGCACAUGGCCACUUUAGGAGUUUGUUUGUCUGCUUGUUCUUUGCCUGGCCAACCACCACUAUUCGAAAUAGCAGCUGAUGAAAUGGAGAUAGGCGCGGGCGUGCACGGCGAGGCGGGUGUGGAAAAACGCAAGAUGGGAACUGCGAAGGAAAUCGUUGCUAUAAUUCUGGACCAGGUAACCGCACAUUUGAAAUUGAAAGCCGGUGCACGAGUAGCCGCCAUGAUCAACAACAUGGGAGGCACUUCGUUAAUGGAAAUGAAUAUUAUUGCCGCUGAAAUAAAGGAUUAUUUGGAUCAAAAGAAAAUCCGCGUCGAAAGGAUAUUCUCAGGGCACCUAAAAACCUCGCUCGACAUGCAGGGCUUCCAAAUCUGUUUGUUACACCUAAAUGAUACAAAUGGUGACCUCUGGUUGGAAUUGAUUGAUUUCCCCACUAAUGCGUUAGGCUGGGUGGGGGGAGCCAUGUCUGUGGGGGAUGGUGGGGAUGGGGAUGACGAGGAUGAAGAGGAUGGAGUACAGAAUGAUGCGAAGAAGAUCCAAUCCGGUCCCGUUCUCCCCACAAAAACGCAAGAUCUCGUCCGUUCCGCGCUGUGCGUCGCGUGUGACGACCUAAUAAAGAAUGAGCAGCUGUUGAAUAGACUUGACUCGGGCUGCGGGGACGGAGACUGCGGGAUUACCCUCAAGAAGUUUGCAGAAGCCGUUAAAUCCUACUCAAAGACAGCGUCCUUCGAAUAUCCUUCUAAAUUCCUGUGGGAGCUGUCAGAAAUAGCGGAAACGGAUAUGGGCGGCACUUCCGGUGGAGUGUAUAGUCUGGGAUUAGCGGCAGCUGCGCAGGAGUUUAUGAGCGCCAAAACAAAUGACAGCGAAACAUGGUUAUCAGCGUGGAACUCUGCAAUGGCAGCCAUCACAAAGUAUGGUGGCGCGGAGCCUGGAGAUAGGACUAUGUUGGACACAUUACACGCGGCAGCGAUAGCAUUUAAAGAGGGUUUAGCAAAAUCAAAUUCAAUAAAAGAUAUUCUUAGAAAAGUAAUAGAUGCCGCGGACAAAGGUGCAAAGGCCACAGCUAAUAUGGUAGCCAGGGCGGGUCGAGCCUCGUACGUAGCGAGCGGGUACACGCGCGACGAGGACGCGGGCGCGCGUGCGGCUGCCGUGUGGAUCAACGCUAUACUUAGUACUAUUGUGGAACAAUGUUAACUAUAAGAUUGUUAUAAUUUGUUGUUAAUA